UAUACAUAUAUUUUCAAAUAUAUUUUAAACAAAGUUGAAGCUUUAACAAAAAUAUAUAUCCUCAUAAAUAAAAUGGCAAACUUCAUGUGCUUCGUGAUCCUUUCGUUGGCUUUGUGCGCCGGUGUUGCUGUUGCGCGGCCAGGAUAUGCUUUGGAUUAUUAUGACCAUCCAAAAUAUGCCUUUAACUAUGGCGUGGCUGAUCACACCACAGGGGAUGUGAAGUCGCAGCACGAGACCCGUGAUGGUGAUGUUGUCAAGGGUCAAUACUCUCUGGUAGAGCCCGAUGGUUCUAUUCGGACGGUGGACUACACGGCGGAUCCCAUUCAUGGCUUCAAUGCUGUGGUGACCAAGUCGGGACCCACUGUCCAUGCCCAGGCGGUGGUGGCCAAGCCCAUUGUGGCUCACAAGCCAGUUCUGGCCCACUAUGAACCACAUGUGGUGAAGCAUGUGGCACCAGUGGCAGCUCCUCUGGUGGUGGCAUCCCCGGCGCCCUACGUGGCCAAGCACUAUGCACCGGCGGCAGCUGCUCCCAUCCACUACGACUACGAUGAUGGUUACUACAACCAGGGCCAGUAUGAGUACAUCCCCCAGUACGAUGGACACUAUGGUCAUGACUACGGUCACGAUUCGGGACACUAUGGACACUAUGCGAGUCCCUAUGCGGGUCACUACUAGGCCGGAGCAGGAGGAGGAGGACCAAUAUCAUCGUAGUUUUUGUAAGCAAAUUUAGUUUGUAUGGAUUCAAAGGAUUCUC
Messenger RNA from Drosophila serrata, 754 nucleotides. It is a transcript of the gene Cpr62Bb, whose product is annotated as Cuticular protein 62Bb. The record is from RefSeq and is a predicted model, not a curated record. NCBI's taxonomy places the organism in Eukaryota, Metazoa, Arthropoda, Insecta, Diptera, Drosophilidae. Gene Ontology annotation, cellular component: extracellular matrix.